AUGUAUCUGAGGAAUACUGAGCCUAAUAACAAUUCAGAUAAUGAUAAAGAAAAUUGGUAUCUAUGUAAUAAUAUAAUUUCUAAAGAUUGGCUAGGCUUGAAUAACUGUGAAAAAGUCAAAUCAAAAGUUAUGGAGAAAUCAGAUAAAGAUAAAAAACAAGCACAAAUACUUGUUACUGAAGAGGUUUGA
Molecule: messenger RNA, 189 nt
Organism: Dentiscutata heterogama
Lineage: Eukaryota; Fungi; Glomeromycota; Glomeromycetes; Diversisporales; Gigasporaceae
Source: the annotation of a GenBank genome assembly